Oryza sativa Japonica Group (Japanese rice) is the source of this 1185-nucleotide messenger RNA. Its product is annotated as BTB/POZ and MATH domain-containing protein 3. Gene Ontology annotation, molecular function: protein binding. Lineage: Eukaryota; Viridiplantae; Streptophyta; Magnoliopsida; Poales; Poaceae. The record is from RefSeq and is a predicted model, not a curated record. Gene Ontology annotation, biological process: protein ubiquitination.
AUGGCGAGCAGCAGCUCGCCGUGUAAGCUCGUCUCUUGCGGCGACAACCGCCACUUCAUGUUCCGGGUUGACGGGGCGGCGAUACGCCGGCCCGUCGGGCGCAUAGUCAAGGAGACCUGCGAAAUCGGCAAUGGCUACACAUGCGAAGCAUCUCUUUUCGUGCCGUCAUUACUGGGUGAGAGAAAGGUGAUGAUGAUUCUGGCCGUGACGGUAAACAGCGACCGAGCUCAGUCGUUGGCGAGAGCGCACAAGGUGUUCAUUGACAUGGCACUCUUGGACGAUACCAAGUCGCCUGUUCUUCCGCCGUUCGCCAGAUCGGUGAUGUCGCCGUCCGCCGCUGCAGGUAGCAGUCCUAAGCUGCCGCCGCCCGUCGCCGGGAGCAACCUAGCUGCUAGCUGCAAACUGGUAGCCUCGAGGGAUCACCUCUUGGCCAACUGUGUAAAAGGCGGCAUCCUGGCGGCGUUGUGCUGGGUUGUCUUUGUUCCCUCGUCGCCGCGGUCGCCGUACUCGUUGUUAGCCCACUGCCUUGCCACCAUGUCAAACGGUCGAGACCUCACCGACGUCUGCUUCGACGUCGACGGCAAGAGUUUCCACGCGCACCGCCUCAUAAUGGCGCGUCAGUCGGAGGUGUUUAGGGCAGAGCUACUUGGCUCCAUGGCCGAGAGCAAGAUGGAGUGCAUCACCAUCUCCGACAUGAGCGCCUCCACCUUCAAGCACAUGCUCCACUACAUCUACUGCAACGACCUGCCCACCUGUGUAAAAGACACAGACGAUCAGUCCUCCUGGAUCUUCGAAUUGCAGCACCUGCUCGUCACCGCCGAUCGAUACGGAGUGGAUACGUUGAAGGAUUUGUGCGAGGACACGCUCUGCGCUGACAUCACCACGGACACGGUGACAUCAACACUGGAGCUGGCGGAGACGAGAUCAUAUCCGAAGCUAAGAACGUCCUGUCUUGUAUUCCUAUCGAAUACACAAAAUUUCGCCGAGGUGGCAACGACUAAGGAGUACUAUAAUCUGAUACAGAGCUACCCGAGUGUGCUGUCCGAGAUAAGGAACAGGUUUAAGAGACCACGGCCGUCUCUGAUGCUAGCUCCGUCAACCGUCACCGAAAAUCAAAACAAGAGACCACGGCUGUCUCCUAAGCUAACUCCAUCAGCCGACACCAAAGAUGAAAACAACCCUUAG